AUGGCCCACUCGCGUCUCCUGCCGCUCGCACUGGCGACCGCAGCGCUCGCUGUCCACACGGCCAGCGCCCAAGAGGCCACUGCCGCGUCCGCUGCUGCCAUUUGCUCGAGCGCGGCGUUCCAAGCGCUCGUGGGCGUCCGCCUCGGCGACAGUCCCAUCUUCGUGCGGGCGCUCGUGCAGGACGCCGACGUGUGCAUCGAGUACCAGUUGGACGCCGCUGUUGCAACGGACGCCACGUGGUUUGCUGUCGGGCCGUCGCGCGGCUCGAGUAUGGUCAGCAGUCCCGCGGCCAACGUGCUGCUCUUCCUGAAGGACGCGGGCGUGCCCGAGUCGUACGUGCUCGGGGGCUACACGUCGAGCGACGUGACGCCCGAGUCCCGAACGCCCUCUUCGGCACUGGCACUGGGCCCUUCGAGCGCGUCGGAUAUGAGCUUCAGCUUCCAGCGGCCGCUAGCGGCCGUCACGGCGGCCGACGUGGCGCUCCCAGCGUCCGGAUCGACUGAGUUUAUCUGGGCGUACGGCACGUCGUGGCCCAUCACGGGCCACCGCAGCGGAACGGCUGGCGCCGCGACGUUCGACGUGGCGGCCGCCAGCGCGGGACCGAACGCUGUCGCGAGCACAACGAUCAGCGCCAGCAGCGCGUCGGCCACCUGGUGCGACGACAAGAACUGCCCGGGGAUCGUGGGCGGCAUUGCGUUCGCGGCGAUGGCGCUCGGCGGUCUGCUGCUGACGUACGGACUCCGGACGACGCCCGUGGGGACGCUGCUGCUCCACCGGACAGUGCUGUCGCCGCCAGUGAAGCACACGACGAACGCCCGCGUGGCGCUGCCGCAUACGGCACUGUGGCAGACCUUUGCCGAUCUGUACGUGGGCGAAGUGCUCGUGGGGCUGCUGUUUGUCGCGGCAGUGGUCGUCUUGAGCGCGCUCUUGAGCGACGAGGCCGACUACAUUGUCUCGGGCCACGUCGCGGUGCUCGUGCUCAUGUUCCUGCUCUUGCCCGUCGCGCGGCUGCCAGUGUGGGCCGCGCUCUUUAACAGCUCGUUCGAGCGCAUGGUCAAGUUCCACCGCUGGCUCGGCCUCGUGCUCAACAUUGUGCUCAUUGUCCACGUCGUGCAGGCCAGCGACGUCGUCGACGUGCUCAGCGACGUGCAGUAUGGCGAAGUGACGCCGCUCUACGGCUUUGUCGCGCUCGUGAGCUUCCUGCUCAUGCUCGUCUUGGCGCUCGAGCCCGUCCGCCGCUUGUGCUUUGAGGUCUUUUACCUCACGCACCGCGUCCUGUCCAUCGUCGGCCUCGUGUUCUCGAUCCUGCACGCGCCCAAGCUCAUCGGCCUGGCACUUUGUGUCCCGCUAGGCGUCUACGCGCUGGGCGUGCUCUACCGCUGGGCCAGUGCCUUUACCGGCUCGUACAAAGCGCUCGCGUCCGUGCACGUGAGCUCGGGCUCGACGACGCUGGUGCUGGAGCCCACGACCAAGACGGGCAAGAUGGCUAUGCACUCAAAGCCGGGCGCGUACUUCCUCGUGCGGCUCCCAGCGGUCUCGGCGAUCCAGUGGCACCCGUUCUCGUCCAUUGUCACGCCGGAUGGCAAGUCGCUUGGGUUCUGCUUGAAAGCCAUGGGGCACGGCUCGUUCACGCACAAGGCGCUCGAGACAGCGCAGACGCAGCAGACGUUUGCAGUCAACUUGUGCGGUCCGUUUGGCAACUUGUCGGUGAACGUCGAGCAGUACAGUGCUGUUGUGCUCGUUGCUGGUGGCGUCGGGAUCACUCCCAUGAUGAGCUUGAUCAACCAGACCCGCUUGUUCCCCAAGAGCACGAGCGAUCUGGACAAGGCGCCCAAGACAGCCGACUGGUACGUCCUCUGGUCGGUGCGCGAGCCCGAGGACAUUUUGAUGAUGGAGCAGUUCCUCCCGACGCAUGCGCAGCUCGACUACUUUGCGCAGGUCAGCAUCCAGGACCCGAACCAUGCACCGGCACCGAUGACCAUCAAGUGGAUGAUCCACGUGUCCAAGGCUACCGUCGAUGGCACAGUCACGCGGGCAAACGGCGAGACUCUGCCAUACCGCAGCGGCAAGCCGAUCCUCGACGAGUUGAUCAACAAUAGUCGCUUCAAUGGCCGCAAAGUGGCGGUCGUGGCAUGCGGGCCGCCCACCAUGACAGUCGAGGCUCAAGCCCUCGCGCGUAGCUGCAGCUUUGACUUUCACAAAGAGGUCUUCAAUUGGUGA
Messenger RNA from Hyaloperonospora brassicae, 2220 nucleotides. NCBI's taxonomy places the organism in Eukaryota, Oomycota, Peronosporomycetes, Peronosporales, Peronosporaceae. The record is from the annotation of a GenBank genome assembly.